UGGCAAGAUAAAUACUUUUAGUUAUUGAUACAUAUUGAGUUGAAGUAAAGAGGAACAUCAUGGGAAUAUUCGACUCUCUAGCAAAGUGGCUUGGCCUAAAGAAAAAGGAAGCCAAUGUUCUUGUGGUAGGACUUGACAACAGUGGUAAAACGACCAUCAUUAACCAGUUAAAACCAGCAGAAUCCAAGUCUUAUGACAUUGUUCCAACGAUUGGUUUUACAGUGGAAAAAUUCUCAGGAAAAUCCUUGUCCUUCACUGCCUUUGAUAUGUCGGGUCAAGGUCGAUACCGCAACCUAUGGGAACAUUACUACAAAGAGUGUCAGGGCAUUAUCUUUGUAAUCGAUAGCAGUGACCGCUUACGUAUGGUCGUAGCACAGGAAGAAUUAGAACAGUUACUUAAUCAUCCAGAUAUUGUUGGUAGACGCAUUCCAAUUUUGUUUUAUGCCAACAAAAUGGACAUGAGAGAUGCCUUGUCAGCUGUUAAAGUCGCACAUCUUCUGAACUUAGACAAAAUUAGCACAAAGCCGUGGCAUAUAUGUGCAUCAAAUGCCUUAACUGGUGAAGGGUUGAGUGAAGGCGUGGAAUGGAUAACUGGGCAGUUGAAAGAAGUUGUAAAUGCUAAAUGAAGCACCAUUAAACAUCCAUUAUACUAAAAUAUGUGGGCAUACAAGGUUGUUUAUCAAUAGAGAGUUGCAAAAGUUAUUCUUGUUAAAAAAAAAGUACAAAAAUUGUUUUAAAUAAUUGUACAUGUUGGAUGAAAAUUUUCUGAUAAUACAAUAUCAUUUGUUGUUUAUUCAAUUUUUGAGAAAAAAAGGUAGUUGGGGAGAAUCACCAUGCUGUUACUUUUCUUUUAUUAGACCAUGUAGACUACAACAUAUAUUCCUGAUACAAAUAAUAGAUAUCUGCAACUUUAUAUUAUAUGAAUCUAUACAACACAUUGUGGGAAAAUACAUUUUUUGAGCAUAAAUUGUCUAUAAUAUACUGAAAUAUAUCUUUGUUGAUUUGCUCUGGUUGUGAGUUAAAUGUUGUCGUAAUGAUGUAAUAUAUACACUGUAGAGUCGUACCUCAGUGAUUAUUAAUAUACAUUUUAUGUGGAUGAGUUGUUAAAAUGGAACGUAAUGUAAUGUGAACAUGAGUAACCUUUCAGUGUAAUGCAGAGUCUAUUUAAUUGAAUUAUUUUAGUAUUCUUUUACAUCUUUUACACAACAAUUUUUUCAGUCCGUCCUACGAUCAUAAUAUAUCAAGUUUUUUUUACCCAAAAUGGGUGAAAUAAUUGAGGAUUAUAUAUGUAUAUCAUAUUAGCUAAUAUUAUAAAUGUAAAGUCAUAGAUCUAAGCUAAGUUUAAUUAGGCCGUUUACAUUAAAAGUAAUGCACAGUGUAGUGAGUGUACCAGCAGGGAUUGAUAUGGGGCAUAUUUGCUAAAAGAUAAUACCCCCCUCCCCCCCCCCCAAAAAAAUCCCAUGAAUUACCAUUUUCCCCUUUUAAUGAGUAAACAAAAAUUCCCAUUACAAUACUAAAAAGCUCAAAAAAAAAAAUUCUUCAUAAAUUUUAAAAUUUAAGGUAAAAAUUUUUCCAGAAUAAUAUGUUAAAUGUGGUUUUACCUUGCUAUUUUAAGUAUUCAAAAUGGGAACACCCCCCCCCCCCCCCCAGCAUGACUUCCCCUGCACCUGCUAGUGUUCUAAAGUGGCCCCCAGACCUCUUGCUGAAUUUGCCAGUUUCUCCAGAAAGGGUGGUUUCCUCACAAAGAUAAAUUAAUCCCUGACCAUUUUUGUUAUUAUUGGAUUCAUGAUCUGUUCUUGUGUGAAUUUGAAUCCCUUUUUUUAGUAUGAAAAUUUGAAAUUGAUGGAACGUAAAUGUAGGGUAGUUGGAAUUGGUGCAGAUGGUACAACUGUAUGUUAAUUUGCUGGAGGGAAACAGUAUCUGUCAACAGUAAAAGUUAUGCUUAGAUGGAAUGAUAUUUAGAAAUGUGUUAAAGAGGUAGAGCCACUUUGGGCCUUAUUUGGCCAUGAGAAUUUCUGAAAAUUCAAAACUGCUCAGUUUAGGUUGCAAAUGCAGUAUUUAUCACUUGGACUGUUGGUGAUGACGUAUCUAUUAAUUGUGAUGUAAUUUCACAUCUAGUCAAUGCAUUAUGACGUCAUAAAAUGCGUCAUUUUCCUCAUAUCCUGUAAAUUCCUUUGAAAAUGACCUAAAGUGAAGCAUUUUUUCAAUAUUUCAUAUAGAGCACAACCUCUGAUCCAAAAUAUGCCAAUACAUAAUGAAAGGCCUAUUUCUGAAGAUCAAAAAACAUGUUUUAUUUUUUGGAUCGUGGGCUGUGCUCAUAUUUUAAUACUUUGCUCAAGGUAGUCAAAUAAGCAUAUUUUCUGCAAAUUUCAAGAACAUUGCAAUUUCUCAAAGCCUGUUUUCAAAUAUUUAGAUUCUCAAAACGAAAUUUAAUAACAGAACAUGAAAGCACCAAGUGUCUACUUUAUUUUGAUAUAUGAAAAUGGAAAGAGGGUGAAAGUUAAUUAAUUGAUAUAAGUACAGGGCCAUUUUAUGCAUAAGAUGGCUCUUGCUCUUUAACAUUGUAAAAGUUGGCUUUUUUUUUCCUUCAAAAAAAAAACAAAAAAACAAACAAACAAACAAACAAACAAAUA
Molecule: messenger RNA, 2633 nt
Organism: Saccostrea cuccullata (small rock oyster)
Lineage: Eukaryota; Metazoa; Mollusca; Bivalvia; Ostreida; Ostreidae
Product: ADP-ribosylation factor-like protein 6
Exons: 1
Coding region: 60-626 (188 amino acids)
Biological process (GO): intracellular protein transport; cilium assembly; vesicle-mediated transport
Cellular component (GO): axoneme; cytoplasm
Molecular function (GO): GTP binding; GTPase activity
Source: RefSeq, a predicted model, not a curated record